This is a messenger RNA of Amoebophrya sp. A120, 969 nucleotides long. The record is from the annotation of a GenBank genome assembly. NCBI's taxonomy places the organism in Eukaryota, Dinophyceae, Syndiniales, Amoebophryaceae.
GGCCCUUGCCCACGCCGAUGUUUGAAAACAUGAGAAUCCCGCCCGAGGACGAGCACGUGCAAUACUGUACAACCGACCCGGAGUAUCACGAGAAAAAAGUGUUACAGUUACACAUUGUGUUGCAGGCCAAGCAAGACAGACAAGCUCUGUCAUGCCAGAUAUGCGUAGGAGCCUCGUUUCACAGGUGUUUUCCCGUAGGAUAUCUGCAUUACAAGUCUUCUCUCUCAUGCAGAGAAAUUUGUGUUGCUGAAUUCACUACAAAUGUGUAACUGUAACACUUUUUUCGUGGGAUACGGAGUACCACGAGAAAAAAGUGUUACAGUUACACAUCUGUUGGAGUUUGUGCAUCACAAAUUUAUUUCUCUGUGUGGCAGAGAAAACUUGUAAUGCGAAGAUCAUAAGGGGAAACAGGAAGGAAACGAGGCUCCCAAGCAUUUCCUGCAUCAGAAAGGUUGUCUCUGUUGCCGGUGUUGCAACACAAUGUGUAACUGUAACGCUUUUUUCCUGUGAUACGGAGGUGGUGCAGGAGGUGUUCAAUCUCGGGAAUUCCGAUAUUGUGAGGAAAAAUCUCCCCUGCCCAUAUCGAAAAGGAAAUUUGGGAUGCUGAUUUGUGGCCACUAAUCAGCUUUGUCUUGUUCGCUACAAGGCAAACGGCACCCAUGUGCUGGCGCAUUGUGCAAUGAGUCUGUGGUGCGUUAUUUUCGCAUACGUCAGACUUGUUGCUCAUGCGCAGCUGGUGCUAGCCGGAUGCGUUUUUUUCCAGUCGGCUUAGAAUAAGUGUGACGCACGACCCUUUGGACCAGUAGAGGAUCCCCUCUCGACGUGCUGGUCCUGGGCACGUCGAGAACGACUCUUCUCGACGUGCUGACUUCGAGGUGAUCGGCUGGUCCUGGGCACGUGAUCUGAAUGCGGACGCCGACGAACCAUCAUCAUCGACAAUUUCGCUCUCUUCCUCUUCAUCUGAAGUCG